Messenger RNA from Cladophialophora bantiana CBS 173.52, 771 nucleotides. RefSeq lists its product as uncharacterized. NCBI's taxonomy places the organism in Eukaryota, Fungi, Ascomycota, Eurotiomycetes, Chaetothyriales, Herpotrichiellaceae. The transcript has 2 exons. Bases 1 to 771 code for a protein of 256 amino acids. The record is from RefSeq and is a predicted model, not a curated record.
AUGGCCAUGCUCAAUGGGAUUAAAGAGUUCUUGCGUGCCCAACUUUACGGCCCUUCUCCCAGCAGAGCGAAGUCUGAAGAAUCGGGCAAUACAGGUGUGGAUGAUCUGCCUGCCGCUACAGACCUUUGGGGGAAAGUUCAGAGGGAGUUGAAGGACCCUGGCCGCUACAGAUCGAUGGAGACCGACGACCGACGAUUCGACGACAAGUUUAGACGGAUGUACAAGAGAUUCCGAGAAGAACUGAGAACUUGCUCGGGCACAUGGCACGAGGCCCCUUGGUUGGUAUUUGACCGGUUCAAAUGGUCCGAAGUCCACAGGGCGAAAAUACAACUUGGCCUGCUCUCUGAAGCCGAAGGUGCUGAUCCAAUUCCGAGGCUCAGGAAGGUCUUGAUGGCGACGGGUCUCUACAUCGUCCUGCUCGCGACGAGGCAAAGCCUGGACCGCAUGAUGAAGGAUAUUCAAAAAACCCUCGAAGAAGACUUUCCACUGCUGGCCAGAACCCAGAUGCGAUUCUGGACACCUGAGAUGCGGCAGCUCAAGAGCGAAGAAGUCAUGACCGUGAGGGGGUGGGAGACAUUCAACCGGAUGCUGGAAAACAUGUCGCUUGAGCUCUCGGUUGCCUUGGGGCAGAUCAAAAAAGGGAAUGUUGAUGACCAAGCUGGAACAGAAGAAGGUAAUCGGAAGCCAAUAUGCGAGGUGCUGCGUCGUGAGAUCCACAAGGAGCAUCCUCACUUGGACCUACCAGAUCUUAGCCUGCAUGUUGAGUUGUGA